Messenger RNA from Pseudocercospora fijiensis CIRAD86, 1125 nucleotides. RefSeq lists its product as uncharacterized. Bases 1 to 1125 code for a protein of 374 amino acids. NCBI's taxonomy places the organism in Eukaryota, Fungi, Ascomycota, Dothideomycetes, Mycosphaerellales, Mycosphaerellaceae. The record is from RefSeq and is a predicted model, not a curated record. Gene Ontology annotation, molecular function: misfolded protein binding. The transcript has 2 exons. Gene Ontology annotation, cellular component: i-AAA complex. Gene Ontology annotation, biological process: protein quality control for misfolded or incompletely synthesized proteins.
AUGCCGCCGGACUUCAGACGGCCGCAUAUGCAGCACGUAUCGUCCGCACAUGUAGCAAUCCUAGUAGGAGCCGGCAGUGUCCUUUAUGCCAACUACCUGUAUCAAAACUACAUCAUCGCAUCAUUUCACAAAUUCCCCGAAGAAGUCGCAAAGAAGCUUCGACGAGCAUUGUACUACACCAACAUCGAUCUCCAACCAAAGGAAGCCCUGAAAUACUACAAGCAAGCAUUAAAAGUGGCAGAAGAUAUCCAGAUGGACCCUUUCAGUGAUGAGAUUAUUGGCGUUAAGAUUCAGAUGGCGAAGCUGUUGGAGGAUGUUAAUCAUUGGGGAAAGGCGAUUGAAGUACUGGAGAGGACGCGUGCGGACAAUUUGGCCUGGCUGGAGCAGUAUGGUGUUCUAGAGCGAAAUAAAGCGAGAAGGACGAGUGUGCUUGCAAAGACUGUUGGAAUUUCGGUCAAGUUGGGAGAGCUUUACGGUCAUCCGUCCAUUUACGAUCGAGAGAUGGCGCAAGAGCGAUUGGUCUGGGCUGUGGAGACAGUCUUGAAAGAGCAGCGGCGUAGGAUCAACGAGAACGUAAAAGAGGAAGAGGAAGGGAAAUGGAUGAGCAACGACGAAAUUGGAGGCGCGUUGGAAGCGCUGGCACACAGCUACGAAGCAAAGGAUCAGCAUUACCUCGCAGCGCCGCUGUUCUUGCAGGCUUUGAGCCUACAUCCAACGAACAGCUGUCAUCAGGUGGUUCUGAUGAACAACCUAGCAUCCAGCCUAGCCCAGCAGUCACCUCGUGCCGCACGCGAGGCUCAAGCAUACGCAAGCUCGAAGAACAUCUCGGAGCGGCCGACAGGACCUGCUGCCACCCAGGAGAGCAUGAUCGACAAUGCGAAGCUAUGGGCUCAGAAGGCCAUUGAUGUCGCCGCUGGCAUACAACCGCCCGAGCGAAACGAGGAAUGUGACAUCGGCUGUGCCGUCGCAACUCACAACCUGGGUGAAUUCGCCGAGAUGAGCAAGGAUAUAGGGCUGGCGGAGAGGCGGUACAAAGAAGCCAUCAGCAUAUCGCGUGCCAUUGGGUUCGAAGAGGGUGUCGAGCAGAGCAGUGCUCGUUUGCGACAGCUCGCGAAGGCUGCGUAA